Messenger RNA from Ictalurus punctatus (channel catfish), 496 nucleotides. Its product is annotated as histone H3. Gene Ontology annotation, cellular component: nucleosome. Bases 46 to 456 code for a protein of 136 amino acids. Lineage: Eukaryota; Metazoa; Chordata; Actinopteri; Siluriformes; Ictaluridae. The transcript has a single exon. The record is from RefSeq and is a predicted model, not a curated record. Gene Ontology annotation, molecular function: structural constituent of chromatin; DNA binding; protein heterodimerization activity.
CCGUUUAUUCUGUUUUUAUAUCCGCGAAGUGCAGAGUUUGACGCUAUGGCAAGAACCAAGCAGACCGCCCGUAAGUCCACCGGUGGCAAGGCGCCAAGGAAGCAGCUCGCCACUAAGGCUGCCCGCAAGAGCGCGCCGGCUACCGGCGGCGUGAAGAAGCCUCAUCGUUACAGGCCUGGCACCGUGGCUCUCAGGGAGAUCCGCCGUUAUCAGAAGUCUACUGAGCUGCUCAUCCGCAAGCUACCCUUCCAGCGCCUGGUGAGAGAAAUCGCUCAGGACUUCAAGACCGACUUGCGUUUCCAGAGCUCGGCCGUCAUGGCCCUGCAGGAAGCGAGCGAGGCAUACCUGGUCGGUCUGUUCGAGGACACCAACCUGUGCGCUAUCCACGCCAAGAGAGUGACCAUCAUGCCCAAGGAUAUUCAGCUGGCCCGCCGUAUUCGCGGAGAACGCGCUUAAACCACAACUCCGUCUAAUAAACACAAAGGCUCUUUUAAGA